UGCCUUUCUCAUAAAAAAAAUGGUACGCAAAGGUCCUUUCAAAGCGAGUUUGAUGGAAACAAAGUCUCGUACCUCCACAGCCGAAUUUCAUCAGAGCCUGUCUCUGGUGAGCGUCUCUCGAGAUGUUGUCGGAUCAUCAUCACCCACUGCCGCCCCUCUGGUGUCGUCCUACAACGACAAGAUCCGGCCACUCCUCGACGCCGUGGACCGCCUCCGCAACCUGAAAAUCAUGCAGGAGGGCAUCCAGCUCCCCACCAUCGUCGUCGUCGGCGACCAGUCCUCCGGCAAGUCCAGCGUCCUCGAGUCCCUCGCCGGCAUCCGCCUCCCCCGAGGCGACGGCAUCUGCACCCGCGUCCCCCUAAUCAUGAGCUUGAAAAAUCACACAAGCCCCGAGCCUCAGCUCUUCCUAGAAUUCAACGGCAAAACCGUUGAAACAGAUGAAGAAAAUAUCGUCAAUGAGAUAAACUUUGCAACUGAAGAGAUUGCCGGAAAAGGGAAGGGCAUCUCCAACACCCCAUUGACGCUCGUAGUCAAGAAGAAAGGCGUCCCCGAUCUCACCAUGAUCGAUCUCCCCGGGAUAACUAGGGUCCCGGUGAAAGGCCAGCCGGAGGAUAUCUCUGAACAGAUCUCCAACAUCAUCAUGAAUUACAUAACGCCGGAUGAGAGUAUCAUUUUAAAUGUGCUAUCAGCCGGCGUCGAUUUCCCGACGUGCGAAUCGAUCAAGAUGUCGCAGAGCGUGGACAAGACGGGGCAGAGGACCCUCGCCGUCGUGACAAAAGCUGAUAAAAAUCCGGAGGGGCUGCUGGAGAAGAUCGUGGCAGACGACGUCAACAUCGGCCUUGGAUACGUCUGCGUCAUCAACCGCGUCGGCGACGAGUCCUACGAAGAAGCCCGGGAUAAAGAGGAGAGGAUGUUUCAAACAAAUCCCAUGCUUGCCAGAAUUGACAAGUCAAUUGUUGGAAUUCCGGCUUUGGCUGCACGGCUGACAUCGAUUCAGGCCAACAUUAUCGUCAAAUGCUUGCCUGACAUAGUGCGCAAAAUCAACGAGAAGCUCUCUGGCAAUGUGGAGGAACUGAACAAAAUGCCUAAGCACAUGAGCUCAGUAGGUGAGGCGAUGACGGCGUUCAUGAACACUCUAGGUUGUGCGAGGGAAUCCCUGAGGAAGGUUCUGUUGCGGGGAGAGUUUGAUGAGUAUCCUGCUGAUGAUGAUAUGCACGCUACCGCUCGAUUAGCGGAGAUGAUGAAUAAGUUCUCGGAGGAGCUCCGGUCUGCGAAAACCGACGACGGGAGUGAGAAUUUUCUGGUUGAUGAAAUGAAAGUGUUGGAGGAAAGCCGGUCAGUGGGGUUGCCGAAUUUCAUCCCUAAAUCGGCUUUCCGAAGUUUGUUGGCGAAGAAGGUGAAGGGGGUGUCGGGUACGCCGUUUGAUUGUGCGGAGAGUAUGUGGAGUUAUAUACAGAAUGUAGUUGUCGUAGUUCUGGUGCAGCACUAUGACAACUACAAGCAGCUGAUAUGCUGCACGAGGCGGGCCGUGCAGAAUCUGAUAUGGAGGAAGAAGCAGUAUUCGGAGGAGUACAUAUGCGAUCUGGUGGAGAUGGAGAAGCUAUCGGAUUACACAUGCAAUGAUGAGUACACGGCCUUGUGGAACAAGCUGAUGGAGGAGCAGGCCAGGUUUAUGGAGAGGAUUCGCGACAAGUGUAAGGAGGCGAAGGUGAGCAGGUUCGGGGAUGUUAAUGUUGAGCAUCUCUGGAAUGAGAAUGAGGAGGUGGUUCAGGCAGCGUAUGAUCUGAAGAUGAGGAUGGUGUCGUACUGGGAGGUGGUGACGCGGAGAAUGGUUGAUAAUGUGGUGUUGCACUUGCUGUUUAGUAUACAGAAGCUUGUGAAUAAGGAGAUGGAGAAGGAGAUAAUCGAUGAGGUGAUGGGGCCGCAAGGGAAUGGGCUCAAAAGGAUGUUGGAGGAGGCGCCGUCACUGUCGGAGAAGAGGAGCAAGUUGCAUAGCAGCAUUGCCUUGCUCAAGCAGAGUAAGGAUAUUGUGGCAACCAUGAUGGAUAACAUUUCUGCCCAACUUCACUAG
This is a messenger RNA of Salvia splendens (bonfire salvia), 2071 nucleotides long. Its product is annotated as dynamin-related protein 4C. NCBI's taxonomy places the organism in Eukaryota, Viridiplantae, Streptophyta, Magnoliopsida, Lamiales, Lamiaceae. The transcript has a single exon. Gene Ontology annotation, cellular component: microtubule; cytoplasm; membrane. Bases 20 to 2071 code for a protein of 683 amino acids. The record is from RefSeq and is a predicted model, not a curated record. Gene Ontology annotation, molecular function: microtubule binding; GTP binding; GTPase activity.